Molecule: messenger RNA, 540 nt
Organism: Paecilomyces variotii
Lineage: Eukaryota; Fungi; Ascomycota; Eurotiomycetes; Eurotiales; Thermoascaceae
Exons: 3
Coding region: 1-540 (179 amino acids)
Molecular function (GO): ATP binding; ATP hydrolysis activity
Source: RefSeq, a predicted model, not a curated record
AUGGCCGCAGGUAUAUUGAGGCAUUAUGCCGAAGCCACGGAAGGAUGGCAGCAGGCAGGAGCAGCACCAGCAGGCGCUGAGGAAGGCGAAGACCAGCGAGGGCAGCUGAAAGGUCAUAUUUCCGGACAGUGCAAACUUCGAUACGGGGCACUAAUACCGAAUGCUCUCCUCUUACUUGACGAAGCAGAAGUGUUUCUCAAAACUCGGACCGAGAAGAACCAUUUCAUGAAUGGUAUCGUCGCCGUCUUCCUUCGAAUGUUGGAAUGGUUUGAAGGGGUGAUGUUCCUCACCACCAAUCGAGCUUCAAACUUCGACCCUGCGAUUCUGAGUGGUAUUCACAUCACCAUCGAGUAUCCAGGUUUGAAGCAGGAUCAGCGGAUGGGGAUCUGGAGAAGCUCACUUGAUCCGGCUCGUACGGUCCGGGGUCCGUCAGACCUGAGCGAUGAAGAGGUAGUCAAGCUAGCAAAAUUAGAUCUCAAUGGUCGAAAGGCUGCCAGAUGUUCAGAGCCCCUGAUCAGUCACGCUAUCUUGGCGGAUUGA